GCGGUGCGAGAACUCAAACGUGAACCCUGAUUGAACGGCCAGGGUACGGUGUUGCGCCUUGGACCACCAUUUCCAGGGGCCUUGAUUGGCGCCAUUUCAUCCUCUUGCUCCACACCGUCAGCUGAGACAUGGUCCACCCCAGGUUCUGGGGCUUGGGCGCUACCUUGGGCUGAUGUGCCCCUCUCCGUCCCUUCUUCCCCUUGGAGGGGAGCAGAGCAAAUUGGCUUCCGGUGCUGCAGGAAUAGCAAAACACUCUACCCUACCUACCACCUACCUUACCUUGCCUUACAGAAGCACACUCUUGGCCCGCAAAUCUAGACAGAGCCUGCUUCUAGACCACCGCCAGAUAAGGACGCCGGCUAUAUUUGAACAAGCCACCGGCACUUUCCAGCCAUUCGACGCCGGAACCGAGACUCGUGGAUCUUUAGCUCCUCAACACACCGUACCCGCCUGCAUAGGUGCUACCUCGCCCAAAUAACCGGGUAGCUUAGUCUUCAAUUGCCGCUGAUUCGGCAGGCAACCCACCCCUCUCUACAAAUCCAAUAGAUAACGUCCCCGAGCCGGAAAGCUGCCAUUCCAAUUUAUUCUGCUUACGGCGCCAUCUCUCGAACCUUUCGACUCUGCGAGAACACGUCGUGCACUGCAGUUGCUCUAUCGCUGCGCGCUGCCCACAUAGAUAUAGUAUAUACUGUUUACCACCACACGCGACUACCGUCCAACCCCAUCGCUAUCUCUCCCGUGGCUACAUCCCAAUACUCCUAUAUACCGACAUUUCCAGAGCCAUGGCCACCACCCAGACAACCCAAGGCCAGAUACAACCUUGUAGAUACAAGGUUGGAAAAACGCUGGGCGCAGGCUCAUACUCAGUUGUGAAAGAAUGUGUGCACAUAGACACAGGGCGGUACUAUGCAGCCAAAGUCAUUAACAAACGAUUGAUGGCAGGACGCGAGCACAUGGUUCGCAAUGAAAUCGCUGUUCUCAAGAAGGUGUCCAUGGGGCAUCAAAACAUCCUUACGCUAGUGGAUUACUUCGAGACCAUGAACAAUCUAUACCUGGUGACAGACCUUGCUCUCGGCGGCGAACUUUUCGACAGGAUCUGCCGAAAAGGUUCCUACUAUGAAUCAGACGCAGUGGACCUGAUACGCGCGACACUUUCUGCCGUCGCAUAUCUGCAUGACCACGGCAUCGUUCACCGCGACCUCAAGCCGGAAAACCUACUUUUCCGAACGCCCGAGGACAAUGCAGACCUUCUAAUCGCUGACUUUGGCCUCUCGCGGAUAAUGGAUGAGGAGCAGUUCCAUGUGCUCACAACGACCUGUGGCACUCCCGGCUACAUGGCGCCCGAGAUCUUCAAGAAGACGGGACACGGUAAACCCGUAGACAUCUGGGCCCUCGGCGUCAUUACAUACUUCCUCCUUUGUGGCUACACUCCAUUCGAUCGGGAUAGCGACUUGGAGGAGAUGCAGGCAAUCCUCAAUGCCGACUACAGCUUCACUCCGAUUGAGUUCUGGCGCGGCGUCUCUGACUCGGCCAAGGACUUUAUUAGGCGCUGCCUGACCAUUGAUCCCACUAAACGCAUGUCGGCGCACGAGGCGCUUCAACACCCGUUCGUCGCCGGAUAUCUGGCAGACAAGGGUGCCAACCUACUACCGACAGUCAAGAAGAACUUCAACGCGCGCCGCACGCUACACGCCGCCAUCGACACUGUGCGCGCCAUCAACAAGCUCCGUGAAGGCCAGGGUCUCAAUGGCCAGCGGUUGAUGGCUGGGGUCAAGUCGCGCGAGCCCAACAAGGCGGCGGCGGCUGCUGCUGCUGCUGCUUCUAUCCCGACAUCAACGGGUGAGGUGGGUACUGUCGGUGCCGCGACGCACAAAGACUCAGGAUACGGAAGCACCAGGCCAGACGGUGACGGCAGCGGAGAUGUUGCCAUGGAUGAGGCGCCGCCAGUAUCGCACCCGGCAGCACUCAGACCGGGAGUGGAGACGAACAAAGUUGUCGAAACGUCCAAGGGCCUCUGGACCGGCGUUGGAAGCCGGGGGUAAGCUCUUUGCUCUGUGGUAACUUUAGGGCGAUAUUUACCACCUGUGAUAUUUUUGAGUCAAUUUUUGGGAUACUGAGAAGGGCGCGUUUGGGGCAUUUACGGCUUUGGCUUUCCUGCUGCAGAGCAGUUGCUUCUUCAUUUCUUUCUUUUCAGCUGUGCUGUUGCUUCUGUGGGUAUAUUUAACCCAGCCAUGACUCUUUAAAUAUGGGGACGCUUGAUGAUACCAGAACAAGAAGCGAAUAUACACCUUGUUCAUCUCUUCAAGCGACGACUAUCAUCCGGUUCAUCAAAUAACCCAUGAUAAUUAUCUUGUAAUCGCCCGAUCAAGACCAGACACUGAAUAAUGCACAAGAUGGACCUCCCGGACCUGGACUGAACUCCAUAACGCCGCGAUCAGAUUCGGACCAUCUACAAUAUUAUUGCAAAUGAGUUCUGGUCAAAGCUGCGCAACCGG
Pyricularia oryzae 70-15 is the source of this 2495-nucleotide messenger RNA. RefSeq names its product CAMK/CAMK1 protein kinase. The record is from RefSeq and is a predicted model, not a curated record. The transcript has 2 exons. Gene Ontology annotation, molecular function: calcium/calmodulin-dependent protein kinase activity; calmodulin binding; ATP binding. NCBI's taxonomy places the organism in Eukaryota, Fungi, Ascomycota, Sordariomycetes, Magnaporthales, Pyriculariaceae. Gene Ontology annotation, biological process: protein phosphorylation; cellular response to oxidative stress. Bases 783 to 2042 code for a protein of 419 amino acids.